Salvelinus fontinalis (brook trout) is the source of this 936-nucleotide messenger RNA. RefSeq names its product protein Daple-like. The record is from RefSeq and is a predicted model, not a curated record. Lineage: Eukaryota; Metazoa; Chordata; Actinopteri; Salmoniformes; Salmonidae. The transcript has 3 exons. The annotation marks the transcript as partial.
AUGGAUUUUGAUAAAGACACAUAUGCCAACAAGCCCAGAAAAAAGGAUUACAUUGGUGUUACAUUUUCAGGUAUCAAUGCAAUACAUGUUCAGUGGUGGAAGAGACCCUCUGGAGUUGCUGCAGUGUGUCUGGGGCUGCUGUGUGUUCUCCUACUGGCUGGGAUCAUAGGCCUGUCUGUCUACUAUAACCGAGUCAUUGGUCAUUGCUACUCUGCAGAGAGAUUCCAGACGUCCGGUUUGAACAACCUGACUAAAGAGAGAGACCAGCUACAGACCAGUUAUAACACCCUGUCUAAAGAGCGAGACGAGCUACAGACCAGAUACAACACCCCGACUAAAGAGAGAGACCAGCUACAGACCAGAUACAACACCCUGACUAAAGAGAGAGAUCAGCUACAGACCAGAUACAACAACCGGACUAAAGAGAGAGACCAGCUACAGACCAGUUACAACAACCUGACUAAAGAGAGAGAUCAGCUACAGACCAGUUACAACAACCUGACUAAAGAGAGAGACCAGCUACAGACCAGUUACAACACCCUGACUAAAGAGAAAGACCAGCUACAGACCAGUUAUAACACCCUGACUAAAGAGAAAGACCAGCUACAGACCAGUUAUAACACCCUGACUAAAGACAGAGACCAGUUACAGACCAGAUACAACACCCUGACUAAAGAGAGAGACCAGCUACAGACCAGUAGUAACACCCUGACUAACAAGAGAGACCAGUUACAGACCAGUUACCACACCCUGACUAAAGAGAAAGACCAGCUACAGACCAGUUAUAACACCCUGACUAAAGAGAGAGACCAGCUACAGACCAGUUACAACACCCUGACUAAAGAGAGAGACCAGUUACAGACCAGUUACCACACCCUGACUAAAGAGAAAGACCAGCUACAGACCAGUUAUAACACCCUGACUAAAGAGAGAGAC